UUUCCCUUUUUUCUCUCUCCACCCUCUGCAACAAAACUACCUCAUGUGGAACUAAAAUAAAACCUAUGGGUUUCUUGAGCAACUGCCAAGUCAUGACCACCAAAUAUCUUCCCUUACUCCCACCACCCUGACCCUCCCAAUCUCUUUAUUACUACUUCCUUCCAAUGGCACAAGUUCAAGACACAGACAAUCACCGCAUUUCCUCGCCAACGCAAGUUCCCAUGGCCGAUUUCCCGCGAGAUCUGUUGAGAACCUUCAUGGGAGUCAACAGGCAUCACAAUUUGCCUCUUCCCGUCGACGAUCACCACGUCCACGAGGAACUCGAGCUCAGCCUGGGGCUCUCUCUCAACGGUCGAUUCGGGGUGGACCCCACCGCCAAGAAGAUAAAGCGAACCACCUCCAUUCCCGAGUUCGUUAGAGACGAGGAUCCCGGGUACGCUGCCGUGGGGUGCACGCCGCCUCUCGUGAGGACGUGCUCCCUGCCCACCGAGACCGAGGAGGAGUGGCGCAAGCGGAAGGAGCUGCAGACGCUGCGCCGGAUGGAGGCGCGCCGGAAGCGCUCCGAGAAGCAGAGGAACUUGAAGGCUAUGAGGGAACAACAACAACAACAACAACCACCACCCAAUCCGGUGGAGCAAGGUGCAGGGGGAUUCGGUGAGGCUCCCUUGGGUAGAACCGUCUCGUUGACCACGCGGGUCAGUGGACUCGGCUUGAACGGGGAUAACGACAGAGAGAAGAUGGUGUUGGCAGUCACACCUCCCUCGCCUUCGCAGGCUUCCGUUGCUUCUUCCGCAACCUCAGAAGCUGAGUCUCACCAAGGUCAAGGAACAACACCAGCGGAUGCUAGAAGCCCUACUAGUGUUAACUUGUUGACAGAUAGUGAAAUGAAAUCACCAAUCAUCUCAAGAGCCAUGGUUAGAGAGAACAGAGAGAUUGCUGCAGUCUCAAUGACGAGAAGUCAGUCUAACAAGCAUUCACCACCACACAACAGAACCAAAGACAUUGUGAGGAACUUGUUGGAAGACAUGCCCUCUGUAUCCACAAAAGGAGAGGGCCCUAAUGGAAAAAGAAUUGAAGGUUUUCUUUAUAGGUAUGGGAAAGGUGAGGAAGUGAGAAUAGUGUGUGUUUGCCAUGGCAGUUUUCUCACCCCUUCUGAGUUUGUUAAGCAUGCUGGUGGUGGUGACGUGGCAAACCCAUUGAAGCAUAUUGUUGUUAGUCCAACCUUUUUGUGAGGCUAGAGAAAGAACCAAUCAUGAGUGAUCUAAUUUUUACUCUAUUGAUUCCUAUGUUCACUCUUAUACUCACAUUUACUUCUAAUCUGUCUGUUAUGUUCAAGUUCUGUUUUCAUUUGAAAUCAUAGAUAAUAUAUUAUUAUGGAAGAAUCUGAUUUCUUAUUCAAGUA
This is a messenger RNA of Cajanus cajan (pigeon pea), 1402 nucleotides long. RefSeq names its product ABI five binding protein 3 (gene AFP3). NCBI's taxonomy places the organism in Eukaryota, Viridiplantae, Streptophyta, Magnoliopsida, Fabales, Fabaceae. The record is from RefSeq and is a predicted model, not a curated record. Gene Ontology annotation, biological process: negative regulation of DNA-templated transcription; response to abscisic acid; signal transduction. Gene Ontology annotation, cellular component: nucleus.